AUGUCGGCAGAUGAUAGGGACUACAUCAUGCUAAGGUGUCUAGAGCAAGGGGCAGUGUUCUUCAUGAGCAAGCCGAUUCACCCGGAAGAACUCAAGAAUGUCUGGCAAUAUGCAGUCAAGGGCAGAAAGGGGAAAUCGAUUCCGAUAGAGCGAAUAGCUAGGCCCAUUCCAGGCAGUGGACCUCUCGGGCUGGCUGAUUCAGGGCCCAGCAGCAACCACCACCAUCGGCAGCUCGGUGCUACUUCUGCAUUGUCCAGUAAUAACCUCAUCAGGGACAGCAGUCAUCCUAACAGGCCGCAGAACCCUAACGAGGUCAGCCAUGAUUGCGAGAAGCAGCAGCAGGAGCCAGAGAAGAGGAAAGUACAGGAUAAGGGGCAAACCAGCACGGAGAAGCCGAAUAAGAGGCCAUACAUGGUCCCGACCCCAAGGAAGAUGAAAAUCUCUUGGACGGCUCCUCUUCACUACCGAUUCUUGCAAGCCCUAAGCAUUGUCGGAUCAGUGGAAAAGGCUGUACCAAAGAAAGUCCUGGACUUGAUGAACGUCCCCGGGUUAACAAGAGAGAAUGUGGCUAGUCAUUUGCAGAAGUACCGCCUCUUCUUAAAGGAAGUUGCAGAGAGUGCUAAGUCCCAAGGGUCCACCUCUCCGACGGGGUUCCCUCCGAUGAUUGAGAACGAACCUGAUAUCACACCAGGUGUUCUCGAUAUCAGAACCCCGCGCCCCCUGGAAGCGCUCCAACCCAAUCACGUGACGUUUUCAAUUCACGAUUAUUACCGGAGCCACCGCGCGUCCUUGUUCCCUGGUAAGCCGCCUUUGAAUCCCAAUAUUGUAUCGAACUACGGGUCGCUUGGUAGACCGAUCGCCCCCCUGCCAAAGGCCAAUAAUCGACGAGCUAGCUGGAAAAAGUCUAUUACAGUCGACGGAAGCAACCACUGCGGCCUUUACCAACCUGAUAGAUCAGCAUUGACUACUGCUCCGAUGGAUCGGAUGAACGUAAAUGGAGCUCCACACAGGAAUUCCCAUUUGAAAAGAAAUUAUGCCUCCCUUGGCUCAGGAUAUUCUACACAAGGUCCCGGGAAUUCAAGCCAAACGCAUCAACAAGAAAACCUGCUAGCACCAAAGCGUUUUGCCUCGAGGCUGCUCGGGUACGGCCAAGCAGCUAGCGGAAUGAGCAACAUAGAUUCAAUCAUUGGAAGCAGGGGCUCUUUCGCAAAUUAUCUUAUUCCUCCUUCAUCCGCGCAACCUAACGAGAACAGCAAUUAUGCUGGGAUUCGAUUGACUGGGAAUGGAGACUUACUUGGACUAGGGCAACCCCACAAACCUAACAUUGCUGCGAUUGAAAAUAAUGAAAUUUAUGCUGGCUUUGGCUCGAUGGGAGGCAUUCCUCCUCGCACUGAAAAAGCAACUCUUCUCGGACAAGGAACCUCCAACAGCAAUUGUUUUUCUCCUGGGGAAUCUUCAACCUCUAAAUUUUGGCUUGCAAGCCCAUCAGAAGUUUUUCCCAGUGCCGAUGAUCAAGGGCUUGCUGCUCCCAAGGAAGUAGAAAAUCCUUUCGCACUUGAAGAAUUGAUAAAAACUGUUCUGGGAGAAAAUGAUGACAAUCCUGAUCAUCUAAUCCCAGGCGAAGGCAGCUCAAACAGUUUUCCCUUAGAGAACGCCGUCAAUUACCAUUCGGCUUUGCCGACGCAAGACCAUGGAAAGAAUCCGAUCUCGGAUGUCGGAAAUGGUUCGUAUCAGGUUCAGGUGAAUGCUCAAAGAAAUGAAGUUGUGAACUCUGACGUUUGCCAUUCGUACAGUGGUGAAGGCAACAGUUCGGCAUGGGACAAACCAUCUCCAGGACAGUAUCUUGUCAUCGAUGGAGACUUCAUUGACGAGGAGAUUGCGUACCUAUGUGCUGAUUUCUUUCCUGUCUUUGAUAAGAACCCUAAUCAAUUGAAUUCAAUCUCUCAGGAGCAAGGAAGUGGAAAUAAUUUUAAUGCUGUUACCAACAACACCAUGCAAUCGGCGGGGAAUCUCACAACUAAUGCAUCUGAGGAGAAGGAAUUCGAUGAGGAUUUCAUAAAUUCAGUGCUGGAUGGAGUUGAACCCUAUCUCAAUGAGGAUUGA
Molecule: messenger RNA, 2103 nt
Organism: Punica granatum (pomegranate)
Lineage: Eukaryota; Viridiplantae; Streptophyta; Magnoliopsida; Myrtales; Lythraceae
Source: RefSeq, a predicted model, not a curated record